AUGGACCAUGGUGCUGGAUUUGUGCACAGGGACAUUGCCGUGCUGGAACAGUCCAGGAGAUCUCUGCUGUUUCAAAAAUGGGGUAGAAAUCUUUCCCAUGACGAGCAGCGUGAAGCGCAGGCUAGCUAUAUCAAGUAUGGAUACAACGUCUACCUGAGCGACCGGCUACCAAUUAAUCGACCGCUACCGGACACCCGGGAUCCCAGGUGUGCUUCGAAGGUGUAUCCGGAGCAGCUUCCGUCUCUCAGCGUGGUUCUCAUCUACCUGAACGAGGCUCUGUCUGUGUUAAAGAGAGCCAUACACAGCAUUAUCCACAGAACACCUGCUCACCUGCUCAAGGAGAUCAUACUGGUGGACGAUCACAGCACUAACGAGGACCUAGGAGAGAGUCUCGAUUUCUACAUUUCCACCACACAGAAGCAGCAUCCUCAGCUGAAAAUCCUCAGAGUGAGACACGAUCGGCAGAUGGGACUCGCCCAAGCUCGGAUCUCUGGUUGGACUGCCGCUAGUGCUGACGUGGUGGCUAUUUUGGACACGCAUAUAGAGGUCAACGUGAUGUGGGCAGAGCCUAUGCUGGCACAGAUCAAGGAGGAUAGGACAGUUGUCACCUCUCCGGUGUUUGACCGAGUCAAUUAUGAUGACCUUGAAGUAGUUUGGUACGAACCUAACGCUCAAGGCUUUGACUGGGCGCUGUGGUGUUUGUACGAGCCUUUCGACCCUGAAUGGUACAAAGAUCAAUUAAAACCUGGAAAGUCUCCAUCUGUUAUGGGAAUUCUGGUUGCAGACAGAGCUUUCCUGGGGGAGAUCGGCAGCCUGGAUGCAGGGAUGGAGGUUUACGGUGGAGAAAAUGUAGAGCUUGGUAUUCGGGUAUGGACGUGUGGUGGGAGCAUUAAGGUAGUGCCGUGCUCCAAGAUCGCCCACAUAGAGAGAUCUCACAAGCCGUACGCACCCGAUCUGACCAAACACAUGAUAAGGAACGCGCUGCGGGUGGCUGACAUCUGGAUGGAUGAGUACAAGUAUCAUGUUAACAUAGCCUGGAACCUUCCACUUAAAGAUCAUGGCAUUGAUUUUGGGGAUACGUCAGAAAGAAAAAAACUCAGGGAGAAACUUGGCUGUAAACCCUUCAAGUGGUACGUGGAGAACGUUUAUCCUAAUCUAGACCACUGGAUCAACCUUUUGGGCUACGGAGGAGUACAAAAUUUAGAUUCGCAGUUGUGCUUGGAUCAAGGUCCUGUCCCGGGUCAUACUCCUGUAGCGUAUACAUGCCACUAUUACAAUCCUCAGUAUACCUUUUACCGAGAAAGUGGCGAGUUUUAUAUCGGUCAGCUCACAUCACAUAAAUACAAGGAAAACAGAUGUCUGGCAGAUCCUGGCACGGGGAACGUCCCUGGCUUAUACAAAUGCAGAGAAGCCUUGAUGAAGAACAUGGGCAUUUACUGGGAUUUUAAGCAGGGUGGUGAACUGCGCAACCGCAAGACGAACAGAUGUUUGGAAAUCCACCAUCACACUCUUGUUAUUCAGAACUGCUCAGGACAACGAUGGCGCAAGAAAUAUGUCAUCAGACCUUUCUGAUGGUUUAUCUGUCUCGUUUCCAUUGACAGUCAGUCAGUCAGUCUACCGGCACAAAGUUCAUGUAAAACUCUGAGUUUAUGUUCUGGAUAUAAAUAACUAAGAAUACAACAAGACGAGAAUCCUGAACAGAGGAUAUGAAUAAUUCUCCUUUCUAGUUUUUAUGAAAAAAACAGGGCAGUGGUGGCUCAAGUGGUUGUUGAUCAGAAGAUCAGGGUUCCUGGGUUCCAUAUUAAUAAACAGGAUAUUUAUUAUAAGGAUAUAUAUACAGUAUAUAGUCAUUCAUAAGAAGGGCCCCGUUGAUCAGAAGAUCAGGG
Molecule: messenger RNA, 1886 nt
Organism: Hemibagrus wyckioides
Lineage: Eukaryota; Metazoa; Chordata; Actinopteri; Siluriformes; Bagridae
Product: probable polypeptide N-acetylgalactosaminyltransferase 8
Exons: 11
Coding region: 1-1572 (523 amino acids)
Cellular component (GO): Golgi apparatus
Source: RefSeq, a predicted model, not a curated record